AUGGCACAAAAAUUCCGUGCUUUACUUGAUCUUUGUCGACGUAGAGGUUUCUUAUAUCAAUCUGCUGAAAUUUAUGGUGGACUUAGAGGAGCAUACGACUAUGGACCAUUAGGCGUCGAAUUAAAAAAGAAUAUACUAAACUCUUGGUGGCGUCGGCAUGUCUAUUACCGAGACGAUGUCGUUGGCUUAGAUACUAGCAUCAUCACACCACAUCCAGUCUUGAAAGCUUCUGGCCAUGUCGAUGAAUUCACCGACCUUCUCGUCGACUGCAAUUUAACAAAAGAACGUUUUCGACCGGAUAAAGCACCAGAGAUAAAACUGGACAAACAUGGCAACAUACCUAUCAUUGCUCCAGAUAAGACCACUGCACUUGAAUGGAAAGAAAUACUGGAAAAACAAAUUAUACCCAACGUCAAAAUGAGCGUUGAAGGGAACCGGAUCCUUAUUUACGCAAAAGAGGUCAACCUUCCAGAUGCCGAUGGACAGAACGGUAGCAUCACCUUUGAAAUGUGGAACGAACAACCCUCUGUUCAACUAGCAUACCACGGUUAUGUUGAACCUAAUACCAAUUCGCCCUUCUUGACAGAUAGCCGACCUUUUAAUCUCAUGUUCAAAACGUUUCUCGAUCCUAUUGAUCCUAUUGAGCGUGUCAUUCAAACUACCUUGGACAAUGCAGAACAAAGCAAAGCUACCAUACGGCAAACAGUAGAUGAUCAGCUUAAACCAAGCACAGUUUUUCUACGUCCCGAAACAGCUCAAGGCGUCUUUGUCAACUUUGAACAGAUUGUGCGUACAAUGAAAAAAACACCGCCUUUUGGCAUUGCUCAAGUAGGCAAAUCAUUCAGAAAUGAAAUUCGAUUAGAACACGGUAUUUUUAGAACGCCAGAAUUUGAACAAAUGGAAUUAGAGUAUUUUGUUUCUCCUUGGGAAGCGACACAUUAUUUUGAAUAUUGGAGAAAGGAACGGUAUAAUUGGUGGUUAGAGCAUGCUUGUCAUCCAGAGAAUUUCAGACAGAGGGACCAUACAAGUAAAGAAAUGGCUCAUUAUGCUACAGGCUGUACAGAUGUAGAAUAUCUCUUCCCUUGGGGUUGGGGCGAAAUUGAAGGUGUCGCUCACAGGGGAGGUUACGAUCUGGCGCAACAUAUAAAAAAUACCGGCGCCAACUUUGAAAUAACAGAUGCCAAUCCCUCCCUGUCUGAAAGAGUUCAAAAAGCCGGUAAUGGAAACGUAGAUUUGAUACCUACCGAAAAGCCAGCAAAGUAUAUUCCAAACGUCAUUGAGAGUUCAUGUGGAUUGAACCGUGCCAUGUUGGCUUACCUAUGCGAUGCAUUCCAUGAAGUAGACGAAGGAAAUGGCAAACCUCCACGUACGGUUCUCAGGCUAGAUCCUCGUUUAGCUCCUAUCAAAUGUGCCGUGAUGCCGUUAGUCGGUAAACCAGAGUUGAAUUCGUUGAGCGAGAAGGUGGCUAAAACACUGAGACGCAAAGGAUGGUACACAGUGGUAGAAUCACAAAAGUUGAAAAUCGGUAAAAGAUACUAUAGACACGAUGAAAUAGGUACACCUUGGUGUGUUACUGUUGAUUACCAGAGUUUAGAGGAUGAUACAGUGACAAUAAGAGACAGAGACACUGGUAAUCAAGAAAGAGUUCAUUGGAAGGAAGUCAACCAUGUUAUAGAUGGAAAGUUGAUGAAAGGUGAAGCUGAUAAUUUAUUAGUGUAG
Molecule: messenger RNA, 1719 nt
Organism: Mycotypha africana
Lineage: Eukaryota; Fungi; Mucoromycota; Mucoromycetes; Mucorales; Mycotyphaceae
Product: glycyl-tRNA synthetase
Exons: 1
Coding region: 1-1719 (572 amino acids)
Biological process (GO): glycyl-tRNA aminoacylation
Cellular component (GO): cytoplasm
Molecular function (GO): glycine-tRNA ligase activity; ATP binding
Source: RefSeq, a predicted model, not a curated record